AGCGCUUUGAAUAAAGUGUAAGUUUGCUUUGUUUGCUGCUUUAACUUCAGUAAUGUUGCUGUUUGUUUCUGCUCUGUCAUGUUUCUACAUGUUCACUUCUUAUUUCACCACAAACUCUGGAUCACUGCUGUUUAAACAUCCAUCAAUAUGAUUAUUAGGUUAUUGAUUCACUGCAAUCAGUCAGUAUUUCUAUUAGAUUAUUGAUUGACUUCAGUCACUUUGAUCAGCUGCUGAUGUUUAUUUGUUUCUUCACAAUACAAACUGCGUCGUGUCUUUUUUACUUUUGGUUUCUCUGUGAGUCUCUGCAGCUCCAUGACUCCAUCUGCUGGACUGAUAGUAGAAGUGCAGCAGCUGAUCUUCUCCAGGAGGAUCUGAGUGGAUGAAUGAUGUUUGUUUCCUGUGCAGGUGAAGGUAGAAAGUGUGUGUGAGCUGCUGUGAGUUGAGCAUCAUGGAUGAGUGUGAGGACAGAGAGGAGGGAGUCCCUCCCUCUAAAAGCUCUCUGUGUGGGGAACAGGAGAACCAGAGCAAAGCUCAGAGGAAUCCACCUGGACCUGGAUCUGGACCUGGACCUGGACCUGGACCUGGACCUGGACCUGGACCUGGACCUGGACCUGGACCUUCAUCCAGCUGUGUGUCCAUGAACAGUGACUGGUCAAAGGAUCAUCCUGAUAAUUUCAGACGAUCUUCAGAUGGAAGGAUCCAGCAGCAGAGCCCAGACUGUCCUGAACCCAGCUGUCUGUCCUUCAAGAGUGACCGGUCAAAGGAUGAAUUAAUUCACUUCAAAGACAUUCAUCCGUCUGCUGAUCAGAUAGUGGAGCAGCAGAACUCAGAGGUUCCCAGAGCUCAGUCUGUCCAGCAGCAUCACCUGGACUCCAUAUUCAUGCUGCUGGAGGACAACAUGGUGACUUUUGUGAAGAAGGAGCUGAAGAAGAUGCAGAAGGUUGUGAGUCCAGAUUACCCAGAAUGCUCAGAGAGUCAGAGGGAGGAUGAGGAGGAGUUGGAGGGUGAUGAUGAAGAUGAGAGGAGCAGCAGAGAGAUGUUUGAGCAGAUCACAGUGUUGUUCCUGAGGAGGAUGAAGCAGGAGAAGCUGGCUGACUGUCUGCAGAGCAAACUUGCUGCUGCAGUUUGUGGACGUGAACUUAAAUGUUCUCUGAAGAAGAAGUUCCAGAGAGUGUUUGAGGGCAUCGCUAAAGCAGGACAGAAGACCCUCCUGAAUGAGAUCUACACAGAGCUGUACAUCACAGAGGGAGGGACUGCAGAGGUCAAUGAUGAACAUGAGGUCAGACAGAUUGAAGCAGCAUCCAGGAAAGCAGACAGAGCAGAAAGAAGCAUCAGAGCAGAAGACAUCUUUAGAGGCUCACCUGGAAGAGAUGGACCAAUCAGAACAGUGAUGACACAGGGAGUGGCUGGCAUCGGGAAAACAGUGUUAACACAGAAGUUGACUCUGGACUGGGCUGAAGACAAAAGCAACCAGGACAUCCCCUUCAUGUUUCCAUUGACUUUCAGAGAGCUGAAUGUGCUGAAAGACAGAAAGUUCAGUUUGGUGGAACUUGUUCAUCACUUCUUCAGUGAAACCAAAGCAGCAGGAAUGUGCAGCUUUGAAGACUUCCAGGUUGUGUUGAUCUUUGACGGUCUGGAUGAGUGUCGCCUUCCUCUGGACUUCCACAACAAUGAGGUCCUGACUGAUGUUAGAGAGUCCACCUCAGUGGAUGUGAUGCUGACAAACCUGAUCAGGGGAAUCUGCUUCCCUCUGCUCGCCUCUGGAUAA
Acanthochromis polyacanthus (spiny chromis) is the source of this 1768-nucleotide messenger RNA. Its product is annotated as NACHT, LRR and PYD domains-containing protein 3-like. NCBI's taxonomy places the organism in Eukaryota, Metazoa, Chordata, Actinopteri, Pomacentridae. The transcript has 6 exons. Bases 449 to 1768 code for a protein of 439 amino acids. The record is from RefSeq and is a predicted model, not a curated record.